CAGCAUGUCUCUGGACAUUCGCGAGGCGUAGCUGAUAUCAAUCGGGAGUUCGUCGCGCCCCAAAACGGGCGGUUUGUCCUCCACGAUAGUGAGGGAUUCGAAGCUGGCGACAGCGCCAGUUUUGCGGCUGCAAAAGAGUUUAUCGACUGCCGACGCAAAAUGCCCGCUCUGAAGGACAAAAUCCACGCGGUUUGGCUCUGCCUCUCGAUACCUCAUGCGGAUGGACGGUUGUUUGAGAACGGAGUCAAGGAGUUUCUAGAAUCGAGGAAGGCAAUUCUGGGCAAUAUUCCGAUCAUUGUUGUCUUCACCAAGCACGAUAUUUUUCUCGACGCACUGGAGCUCGAAGCCAUGGAUUUGGAAGGAUGUGAUGAAGCCGCGCUCGAACAGUUCAAAAGAGACUUUUUGAAUAAUCUGUGUAUCAAGCCGCUCAUGGAUGUGGCUGGAAGUGAUAUCCUGCAUGCAACUGUUUCCACAACGGAUGGGUACGAAAAUACUGUACGAGAGCUGAUUGAUCUCACAACUACAAACGUGGAAAAAUUCGUCGCCUCAGAAGCGGCAUUGGCUAUGAUGAUAGCCCAACGAGUAGACAUUGGUCUUAAAGUUAAGGCAUCAAUCGCCAUCGGUAGGAAAAGAUAUUGGAGAGGUCUCGGCUCGAGUAUGAACUUCGCAGGCUUCACCAUGAAGGACUGUUUGUCUGUGAUCCACAAGGACGUCAUUGCCGUAUGGAACUUCAAUGACCCUCACUGCCACUUGGCCAGUGGCAAGUUCCAAGAGCUGAUUCUACAAGAUCUAGACAGGGACGACUUUCCGAACACAGCGGGAUCUUUUACAUUUGGCCUCACCGUGGUCGGGGCAAUAAUAGGUAUCAUGACGCCACUGGCAGCUCCGUUUCUACCGAUCGUUGCACCCAUUGCCGCAGGGAUGGUCAUGGCUAAAUGGGUCUAUGACAUCUAUCAACAGACAAACAUGACCUUACGGCGGAUUAUGGCGUACAUCGUGGAUUUAACAUGUAUCAUGCAGAUUGCGUUCCUGCUGGCGCCGACAGGGCCCAUCUCUCGUCGCGUCAUCAAAAUUGCUAUCAAAGCCUAUGAUGAGGCGGGGAAAAGCAGUGUUCAUUCAGCAAUUCACUCCCAUGUACCUUUAACCCGUACUGGAGGAGACGAUGCACUGGAUGAGAUUGUCAGAUUGAUUGAGCGCCACUCCAUCAAGGCUGAAGAAGUCCAGGACCUGAGAACGAAGAUUGGG
Suillus paluster is the source of this 1245-nucleotide messenger RNA. RefSeq lists its product as uncharacterized. Lineage: Eukaryota; Fungi; Basidiomycota; Agaricomycetes; Boletales; Suillaceae. The annotation marks the transcript as partial. The record is from RefSeq and is a predicted model, not a curated record. The transcript has 9 exons.